Molecule: messenger RNA, 3982 nt
Organism: Spodoptera frugiperda (fall armyworm)
Lineage: Eukaryota; Metazoa; Arthropoda; Insecta; Lepidoptera; Noctuidae
Gene: Tgs1
Product: trimethylguanosine synthase
Exons: 10
Coding region: 159-2912 (917 amino acids)
Biological process (GO): 7-methylguanosine RNA capping; 7-methylguanosine cap hypermethylation
Cellular component (GO): nucleus
Molecular function (GO): RNA cap trimethylguanosine synthase activity
Source: RefSeq, a predicted model, not a curated record
UGUAAGGCUAGCAGUCAAACGAGCGAGACUUCGAUUUUCUUCAGAACUUACAAAAAUAUUGUAAUAAGUGAAAUCUCAAUUUAUUAUGACUGGUAAAAACCUAGACUAACACAAAAUCAAUUAAAUUAAAGGAUAAAGUGCCAAAGACCGUUGAGAAAAUGAUGUCUCAUUACUACGAGCACUACCAUCGUUGUGAGACACUUGCUGAAUUUAAUUUUUAUUUUGGUGGUGAUAAUGAAGAAGAUAUGGAUGAUGACGAUAACUAUAUUUACUGUUACUGCAGCAGAGUGUACAUAAAAGAUGGCGUUGACACAUACUUUGUGGACAAAGAGUAUGCCAGUGAAAGCGACGUUGAAGUCCUGCGGGACUCACAGUCUCAAGAUUUGGAGGACCACUCCCAUGUGCAUUUCUCCUUAGACGCUUCUUAUAAAAAUAAAUGUGAGAGAGACGAUGUAGCAAGCUGCUACUGCAGUGCAUCCCACACUGAGAACUGCUGUUCUACUGACGAGCAUGAUGCAGGUCACACUCACGGUACUAUAUCCCACGCACUACAGCCCAGUGACAGCGGCGCAGAUCUUACAUACCAAGAUUACCACUUUGAAGCUCAUGAUAAACUCGAACGAAUGGACGAAGACCUCCCAGAUUCUCCAGAAAACUAUUUAGCAGAAGAUACUUGGGAAAAAUUCUGGGCCAUUCAUGGAGAAAGACUGAUUUGGGCAUCCUGGAUAAAGAAAUACAGUGACUACAUCAACCCAGCCUAUUUGGACGAAAACAAGGACUUAGUUCUAGAUGAGAACAACAUACCUAAGCAGCAUUCUGUUGAUCAGAUUUAUAAGAAACAGUCUGAAACUAGCCAGAAAGUAGAAGACGAAGAAAUGAGGGAAAGGAAAUUCUCUUAUGAUUCCAAAGUAAAUCCUUAUAAGAAGCGUAAUUCUCAAAAUCAAGCAGAGAAGGCUGAUAAAAAUAACGAAUUAAGUAAAGAUGAAGGUUGGUUACCGAUAGCUAGGCGUCGAUCUUGUUCUGAACAUGACAGAAUUUUAAGUCCGAGAACUGUAGAUGGUACGGACUCCAUGACUAACGUGACCAGGCUCACUCUAUCAAGCUACGACGUUACUUCUAGCCACGUCACAUCAGAAUCUACGCCUACAGACACUGACUACAGUGUGUCGUCAUCCUCGUCCGAUGACCCAUCCAAUGAUCAGACUAGGAUAGUGAACUUAGAAGAAAAGUACGAGAACCCAGAAGCACAAACGGAUGAGUUAGAUCCUGAGCAAUAUUGGCAAUAUUUAUGGAAGAAACAUUUUGGAGAACAAUACGCGUUGCAUUACGCGCACUACACAGAACACCACAUCGCUCAAGCCAAGGAUGUGCCAGCAAUACAGAUAGAAGUUGUACCAGAACCAGCGAAAAUUGAAGAAAAACUUUUGGAAAUAGAAUGCGAAAACAGUGAAGGAAACUCUCAAGAAACGCCCACAGUUAUCGAAAUACAAAAGCAAACAGAUCAGAUCUCUUUAGAGGACAAACCUAAAGCUGAAAAAAAGAAAAAGAGGAAUUAUUAUGCUACCAGUAAUAAGAAGAAAGAUAGUGGAAGAUACAUAACUUCUGUCGGUGUUUUGCUACAGAACUUGUUGAAGGAAGAGCAGGCAAAGCAAAAUGAACUUACUGAUGCAGCUGAUAAAACAGAAAAUAGUACGAAUAACACAGACAGUACCGAAAAGGCUGAAAUGGAUGUGGUUGAUAGUACGACUGUUUCAAAUAGUACUGGAAAUGUGAAUAGCAAUGAUAAUAAUAAUUCAAGUUCUUAUACCGGUGGUGGCGACGAUGAACCGCCAGAAGACACGCCUGUGGUCUUAAAACGGAGCCAUGAACUUGAUGAUGAAGAAGAUGUAGCUCAAGCCAAGAUAAAGAGCACUAUACAAAUGAUGGGGUUCCACGUGGACACUGACAAGUUGCCGAAAGGCGAGCUGAUUUAUAGGAAGCGGCCGAGCAAACUGCGCCCGCCUAGGCUAAGGAAAAACAUGGGCAAUAAAAAGACUUAUUUCGAUGAAGAUGGCAAUCCGUAUCAGCCAAAGGAUUCUCCAGACGAAAGGGAAAUGCAGACGGAUGAUGACUGCACGGAACUGAAGUCCAGCGGUACGCCACGCCUCAUGUCCAAAGAUCCAAGCUUGGAAGACGACACGGCGAAACUGUCGGAAGCAGCGGCAGUUGCAUUACCCUGCGACGCCGAUGACGAUGAGAAAGAGCUGAAAACUGAAGGAUCUCAACAUAGUAAUGAUAACUCUCGCAUGCCAGCGGAGCUAAGAGAAGACCCGAGGAUGCACAAAUACUGGCAGAAGAGGCACUCUCUCUUCCACAGAUUCGAUGAAGGGAUUAGGUUGGACCAUGAGAGCUGGUUCAGCGUCACACCAGAGAGCGUUGCAUCUCACAUCGCACUUAAAUACAAAUACGACGUAGUAUUGGACGCGUUCUGCGGUGCCGGCGGGAACACGAUCCAAUUUGCGAAGACCUGCAACAAAGUCAUUGCAAUCGAUAUCGACCCCAAGAAAAUUGAGAUGGCGAUACACAAUGCCAAGGUAUACGGGGUCGAAGAUAAGAUAGAGUUUAUUGUUGGCGAUUUCUUCAAGUUGGCGCCAGAUCUUAAAGCGGAUAUGGUGUUCCUCAGCCCGCCAUGGGGAGGCCCGUCGUAUUCUAAAAAUUCAGAAUACGAUAUUGAGGUGAUGCUGGAGCCGAGGCCGGCGUCAGAACUAAUGCGAGUGGCGCGAACUAUAUCACCUAAUGUGGAGCUGUACAUCCCGAGAAACUCUAGACCCGACCAGAUAAUAUCUAUUGCGAAAGAGGUCGGAUGCUCCGUAGAAAUAGAGCAGAGCUUCCUUGAUAGACGUUUCGUAGCUAUAACGGCGUACUUUUUCUAAAAUCAUCGUGAAUCAGUUUAAAGUGAUACACAUCAGUGUUAAACUAGUGCAGUGUUGUGACUUUUUACUAUGUAUAUCUUUACGCACAUGCAUAUGUUUGUGGUAAACCAUUCAAAUAGUAACCAGUACCCUUAGUACGAGUUUGAUUGGCCGGCUCGAAUAAACCAACCAAUCAGAGCACCGAAAACCCUCUCAUUUCGAUUAAUUUAAUUUAAUGUAAAACAAACUCGUACUAAUGGUACAGAUACUUACCAUAUAUCCAAUAAGAUUUUAAACUCAAUGUCUACUAGUGCAGUAGGUACAUUAUAUUCAAACUUUAAUAUUACGUCAAUGUGUAAAAAUGUUAAACAUUUCGUCAAAAUAUUGAGCAAUUCCAUUACUGUUAGUAGAAUUAAUGCAAAUCUUCUUUGAAAUAGUGUAUCUAGAUUUCAAAUAGUACCUAGUUAUUAAGUAUGUAAUAUGUAAACUACUAGUCAUUAUGUUUACUUUAUAUUUGUAUAUAAUAUGUUGUACAUUAUAUCCAGUUUCAUUGUUAUACAGUAUGGAGAUCACUCAUAUGAUUUAAAUAAAACUAAAAGUAUUUCAACAAAGCAAAAUAUUUUAAAAUUGACUUUUUAAACAAAAUAAAUAAUUAAGUCUUUGACUGCCAAAGAAAACUGUUGAAGGCAAAUCCCUCGCUAACGUUGGUCACCGGUGACCACCACGGCGUUCAAUGUGUUAAAUUAAUAGAGUAUGUAUUUAAUUCAAUGUGAACAGCUCCAUGUACCUUGACCACAGAAGAACUGUGAUGUUGUAGGUUGUCUAGGAAUGUUACGGACACGCGGCGCUGCGGUUAUAACGCAGUUUUUAGCGUAACUACUGGGCCUAUUUAGUUCAUUUUUCGUAUAUUGUCAGCCAGGAUGAUAACAAAUAUGUGGAUUAAAUGAAGUCAUAAGAGGUCUCCCCAUACGGUAUAACUAGUUUACUGUGUUCCUUUCUUUGUGCUGCAAAGGUUAUCUUAUUUUAUUUCGACAAUAACAUAAUGUAUAAAAUUGGUAUUUUAAGAAUAAACAUAAAUGUUAAGUAAGAGA